AUGAAUUCUAGUUCAUCAUCUAUGUCGACCAACAAAAAGUCAGUCGUCAUAGUAAGUGACAUUUUGACAAGAUCGCCGAGUUCAUUGAUAUUCGUCCUAGUUUUAAAUACUCUUCAUGCUUGGUUCUAUAUUUCGGUUGAAUGCGAUCUAUCAUCAGUUGAUGCAACAAUGUCAAUAAUCAUUCGAAUGACAUUAUGUAGUGAUGAUGAUGACAAUGAUCUCAAACAGCUGUAUGAUCACGUGAAGAACGAAUACGACAGAGAGGAAACGAAUCUUCUCUUUCUUGGUGAUGUGUUAAGAAACAUGGGAAAAUUCGAUUUGGCCGAAAAGUACUAUCGUCGAUGGUUGAGCGAACUUCCAUCGAAUGAUCCCUCCCUUGGUAUGUUGUAUGAACGUCUUGGUAGGGUUGCUGAUGAGAAAGGUGAGUAUGAUACGAGUCUCGAAUGGUACCAGAAAUCACUCGAGAUUAUUGUCAAAACUCGUCCAUCCGAUCAUGUCAGUAUUGGUAUCACACACAACAGCAUCGGUAACGUUCAUGGAAAGAAAGGUGAUCGUGGUCGAGCACUCGAAUCGUACAAUCGAGCCGUGUCACUCUUCAAACAAA
This is a messenger RNA of Rotaria socialis, 604 nucleotides long. NCBI's taxonomy places the organism in Eukaryota, Metazoa, Rotifera, Eurotatoria, Philodinida, Philodinidae. The record is from the annotation of a GenBank genome assembly.